Messenger RNA from Drosophila navojoa, 1938 nucleotides. It is a transcript of the gene VhaAC45, whose product is annotated as Vacuolar H[+] ATPase AC45 accessory subunit. Gene Ontology annotation, cellular component: proton-transporting V-type ATPase complex. The record is from RefSeq and is a predicted model, not a curated record. Lineage: Eukaryota; Metazoa; Arthropoda; Insecta; Diptera; Drosophilidae. Gene Ontology annotation, molecular function: ATPase activator activity.
CCUGUCAUAUGAAAACUUUUUCACUCUUGACAGCGCAAAUCGAGAAUCGGGCCGUGCAAAACGAAAAAGUUUUAGCUCAUUUUUCGUUUGUAGUUUUUGUUCAUUUUUGCGAGCCACGCAACUAAAAAUGCUGUGGAAAUCGGUGAUUGCUUUGUGCGUCAUUGGAGUCGCCUUGGCCGAGCAGACGCCCGUUUUUCUAUGGGGUGCCAACAGUCCAACGAAACCUUCGCUGCGCACUGUGCCUCAGGCUGAAUUUCAAGAGCAGUUGACGACUUUGCUCAAAGAUCACAUGGUUGUGGCCUUCGAGGAAAAUGGCCUAAGCAACAAGGAUUUCCUGUGCUCCACCAACGAGGCCCAGUCCUGCUAUGCUCAGCUGCAAAGCGUCAGCCCCAAGACCUAUUACACAAGCGUCGAGAAUCCGGCUGAGGCAUUGCGUGUCGCUGCCCAGAAGCGUGAACACAACAGCGUCGAUGCCAACGGCCAGCUGGUGCAUCCAAUCAAAUGCGAAGUAGGCACCGCACAGAUUGUUUCCUUCGAGAAUGUGGAAGAGACACGUGCCGCUACGCUCCAGUCACAUGACGCUGCCAUUGCUGCCAUCAGUCAGCAAUUGAACUGCAAGGUUGCCUAUCUGUAUUUCGCUGCACCCGCCACGGCACCCGUUGUGCAGCGUCGCGUCCGUCGCUGGACGUCGGCGGAGACGGUUACCAAUAGGUUCUUCAGUGGCAAUCAGUUUGCCAUUAGCUUCGUGAAUGUUGAGUACUAUAACCAGGCCGCUGGCACCACGACACCAGUGAAGGUUCUGGGCAUGACAAUCACCAACGCCACCAGCAUUAAGUUCUCCGUUGCCCUGUCAACCGAUGCCUCAAAAGAUAUCACCUUUGACGUUACCUAUGGCGCUGAGGAGGGCUACUAUACGGUGAGCAAUGCAGCCUAUGGCACCGAUACAUUCCGUACGCCCGGAGUGACCGCCCCGCCAAGCUUCUCGUAUACCUGCGGCAACACCACCUGGUAUACACCCGUCAAUAAGGAAAACCAGAUUAACUCGCUGACCUGGACCUCGCUCCAGCUGCAAGCGCCGUUCAGUGAUACAACGCCGUCUGAUUUCGCAUUCGGCGAUUCCUGGGAUUGUGUGGGCUUCGUAACGCCCGGCAUUUUGAUGGGCCUGUUCGUCGUUGUCAUUUUGCUGGUGAUUGUCUUCCUGGGCUUGUGCUGGAUGAUGGACAUCAAGACCAUGGAUCGUUUCGAUGAUCCCAAGGGCAAGACCAUCACGAUCAAUGCCAGCGCCGAGUAGAUCGAGUAGAGUAGCUAUCACCGUCUUAGCUUCAUCUUUGUUUUACUUUAUUCUUUUUGUUUACCUUUUGUGCAUAUAUAGUAGAGAUAUCCGAUAUCCGUUAUAUUCAAUAUUCAUUCCUACCUUCACAUAAUUACUAUAAUCAAUACUUAAAUAACAAACAAAAAAAAAAAAAAGGCAGGAAAUUAGCGCUCACAAUUUAUAAAUCAUACAAUGUACAAAUUUAUGCCCACAAAGUUGAGAAGCUGCACAUUCAGCAUCGAAACAAGAAGAAGAACAAACACACAUGUGUACCUUCUUGACUUUGCAGCCGUAAAUUUUAUCAUAUAUCUUUAUAUAUAUAUAUAUAUAUAGUUUUGCUUGCACCGACUUUUGCUGCUGCAUUUGUUGAUCUUUUUAUGCAGUAUUUCGUUUAAGUUGAAAGUGUUAACAACAACAAAAAUGCACAAAAAAUGUACUUUUAAGGACGCACACUAUGUUAUGUUUGUGUGCGUGUGUGUGUGUGUGUGAGCUAUGCGUGUGUGUGUGUAUGUAUGAAUGUAUGUGUAGGAAUUUGUUUAAGCUAAGCCCGAUUCUUAUUUUGUCAUUAGGCGAAAAUUUAUUGUAUGCCCUUGUAUGAUAAUAUAAAUCAUUUCUGUAUGCCCGAA